UACCAUCCCACACCUUAAGUUUAAAGAGCCCUUUAGCUUCACAUGAAGACGUGCCCACCACAAGUGAUAAGUCAGGACAAGAGAGGGCACCACCCCACACCUUGAGUUUACAGAGCCCUUGAGCUUCACAUGAAGAUGUGCCCACCACAAGUAAUAAGUCAGGACAAGAGAGGGCACCACCCCACACCUUGAGUACACAGAGCGGUCCAGCUUCAUGUAAAGAGGUGCCUUUCACAAGUGAUAAGCCGGGACAAGAGAGGGUACCACCCCACACCUUGAGUUUACAGAGCGGUCAAGCUUCAUGUGAAGAGCCUACCACAAGUGAUAAGCCGGGACAAGAGAAGUCACCAUCCCACAUCUUGAUUUUACAGAGUCCUCCAGCUUCAUGUGAAGAGGUGCCUACCACAAGUGAUAAGCUGGGACAGGAGAGGGCACCACCCCACACCUUGAGUACACAGAGCGGUCCAGCUUCAUGUGAAGAGAUGCCUCCCACUAGUGAUAAGCAAGGACAAGAAUGGGCACCGCCCCACACACUGAGUUUACAGAGCCCUCCAGCUUCAUGUGAAGAGGUGCCUACCACAAGUGAUAAGCCGGGACAAGAGAGGGCACCGCCCCACACCUUGAUUUUACAGAGUCCUCCAGCUUCAUGUGAAGAGGUGCCUACCACAAGUGAUAAGUCAGGACAAGUGAGGGCACCACCCCACUCCUUGAGUUUACAGAGCCCUCCAGCUUCAUGUGAAGAAGUGCCUACCACAAGUGAUAAGUCAGGACAAGUGAGGGCACCACCUCACACCUUGAUUUUACAGAGCCCUCCAGAUUCAUGUGAAGAGGUUCCUACCACAAGUGAUAAGUCAGGACAGGAGAGGGUACCACCCCAUGCCUUGAAUUUACAAAGCCCUCCAGCUUCAUGUGAAGACACUACCAUUACUGGUGAACAGUCCCCAGAGUCUACAUUACCAACUUCAUCUACCAUCUUUAGCUAA
Molecule: messenger RNA, 983 nt
Organism: Saccostrea cuccullata (small rock oyster)
Lineage: Eukaryota; Metazoa; Mollusca; Bivalvia; Ostreida; Ostreidae
Exons: 2
Coding region: 483-983 (166 amino acids)
Source: RefSeq, a predicted model, not a curated record